Messenger RNA from Syzygium oleosum, 1063 nucleotides. RefSeq names its product protein PYRICULARIA ORYZAE RESISTANCE 21-like. Bases 16 to 714 code for a protein of 232 amino acids. Lineage: Eukaryota; Viridiplantae; Streptophyta; Magnoliopsida; Myrtales; Myrtaceae. Gene Ontology annotation, molecular function: metal ion binding. The record is from RefSeq and is a predicted model, not a curated record. The transcript has 3 exons.
UCUCAAAAACUUAAGAUGGAAGCAGAUGAGCUAUUUGACUAUAUAGGGACCGUUCUCUUUCUUAACCAGACUGUUCUCAUUCCAUAUCAUUCAUAUUCAUCUAUCACUGACUUCGCACUCCCAUUCACUCGUUUUUGGAGCUCUCCAGAUCUGGUCUCUCCCGCAGCUAUGGCAGAGAAGGUGACCAAAAUGUUGAUAAAGGUGGAUUUACAGUGCUCGCGCUGCUACAAGAAGAUCAAGAAAAUUCUCUGUAAAUAUCCCCGAGAAAUCCGAGACCAGAUAUACGAUGAAAAGAAGAACACGGUGUUAAUCACCGUCGUGUGCUGCAGCCCGGAGAAAAUCCGGCAGAAGAUCAUCUGCGAGGGCGGCGAGACGGUGCAGAGCGUCGAGAUCCUGCCUGACAAGGAUACCAAGAAGCCCAAGAAGGUCAGGUUCAUUGAGCCGCCGAAAGAAACUGCCAAGCCGCCUGCUCCUGUGCCAGUGCCAGCACUGCCCCGGAAAGCCCCCAAACCUGCUCCUCCAAAGGCUCCACAGCAGAUGCCUGCGCUGCCGCCCCCGAAGGCGCCAAAGCUGGUGGUGGGCUACCUGCCAGUGCCGGGGUAUCCGGUGGUGUGGAGGAGGCCAGUGAUGGGUGCUGUGAUGGAUGCGGGAGACCAGCCGAUGAGGGUCAAGGUGAAAAUAGAGGUUGCUAUCCUGGGCAGGGGAUGCCAGUGAUGUGCGAUGAUGGAUGUGGAAGACCGGCUUGUGAGUGUCGGUAGGAAUAGAGGUUACGACAUGAGUGAGCCGAUGUGAUUACUUUAGUGAAGAAGAUGCCACUGCAUGCACCGUCAUGUCAUGGGAUCCAGUUCAAAAUUUCUCAUGUCAAUUACUGAUGUUGUAACUUGGUGAAAGAUACAUAAGUCUAAUUUUUAGGGCUAUCUUGGGGUCUUUAUCUUUGUGUGUAUACAAAAAUUGAUAAGGUUCGUGGUCUAGAAUGGUGGUAUAUGUGGUUAGAUAUGUUCAACACAUGGAUUGCUGCUUGUUGAUUUCUUCAUUUCAAUAAAAUUGAGUCCUGUUCAUGUCU